Pseudomyrmex gracilis is the source of this 3823-nucleotide messenger RNA. RefSeq names its product lysine-specific demethylase PHF2-like. Bases 64 to 2862 code for a protein of 932 amino acids. NCBI's taxonomy places the organism in Eukaryota, Metazoa, Arthropoda, Insecta, Hymenoptera, Formicidae. Gene Ontology annotation, biological process: protein demethylation; regulation of transcription by RNA polymerase II. Gene Ontology annotation, molecular function: transcription coregulator activity; histone demethylase activity. The transcript is spliced from 13 exons. The record is from RefSeq and is a predicted model, not a curated record.
UUUAGCUGUACUGAGCUGUGUGUUACGAGAGUGUAUUCAACCCAGUACUGAUAACCACUAAAAAUGGACUUGCCAGUUACGUAUUGUUUAUGCGGCGGCUCAUACGAUCCCGAGCAAUUUAUGAUACAAUGUGACGUGUGCAAAGAGUGGUACCACGGCGAAUGUGUGGCUUUGAAGGAAUAUAUGGCCAUAGAUCUUGACAAGUAUCACUGUCCACGAUGUGAAACCAUGUGUGGUCCUUCGCUCAUGAAAAUCAGAGUGAACUGGCAUAGACACGAUUACACCGAGCGCGAUGCGGAUACAAAGCCUGUUCAAACUGGAACUCCAGUUUUUAUACGAGAACUGAAAUCUAGGCAUUUUCCCAAAGCUGAUGAGAUUGUGAAACAUAUAAAAGGACAACAAUUAACUUUACAAUAUUUGCAAGCAAAUGGUUUUGAGACUCCCAUCAUUAUUGAUGGAAAAGACGGACUCGAUAUGACAUUACCGCCUCCAAACUUUAAUGUUCAUAAUGUCGAGGGUUAUAUAGGCGGCGAUCGGGACAUAGAUGUAAUUGAUGUUUCUAGACAAAGUAACAUACGUAUGAAACUAAGAGAUUUUGUAGAAUAUUACAACUCUCAAUCUCGAACAAGAGUACUUAAUGUCAUAAGUCUCGAAUUUACCAACACUAGUCUUUCGUCAUUGGUUGAAGCGCCGUAUGUCGCGCGCAAGCUCGACUGGGCCAAUUCAGCGUGGCCGCGCGAUUGGCCCGCGGACAGUGACAUAAAACGACCCGAAGUACAAAAGUAUUGCCUAAUGGGGGUCAAAGAUAGUUUCACGGAUUUCCACGUCGACUUCGGUGGCACGUCCGUGUGGUAUCACGUGUUGCGCGGCGAGAAAGUGUUCUAUCUCGUAAAGCCAACGCAGGCAAAUUUGCAGUUGUAUCAGCACUGGAUGUGCAGUUCAACGCAAAGUGAGACCUUCUUUGGAGAUCAGGCUGACGCUUGUUACAAGUGCGUGAUCAAACAAGGUCAGACAAUGAUGAUUCCCACGGGCUGGAUACACGCCGUGCUUACACCAAUUGACUCCUUGGUCUUUGGUGGAAACUUUUUGCACACCCUCAACAUUCCGAUGCAAAUACAAAUAUACGAAUUAGAAAGAAAAAUGAAGACUCCGGCAAAGUUCCAGUAUCCCGGAUUUGAGACGAUUAAUUGGUUCGCAGCUAAAAAAUUAUUAAAGGAAUUGAAAGAAUUAAAUAACGAGGGGAAAAAAUGUCCAACGUAUCUUUUACAAGGUGUGAAAGCGUUACUUGGGAUUCUCAAACAGUGGAACACUGACAAAGACUAUAAUAUGAUCAGUCGCGGCCAGAUACCGGAAACGAUAAACAGUCAGAAGUUAUUGAAGGACAUCAGCAAAGAGAUACGACACGCGGAACGAUACUUAAUAUCCUUGAACCCGCCGAAACCAGAACGUGAGAGUAAACGAAGAAAGAAAAAACCGCUAGACAAAGAUUUCGUGGACUUUGAUUACGCCGACAGGAUGGCUGACAAUGUCUUCAAGGCGACGUUGAAGGAAACAAAUAAGGUGGAAUCCGCUCCGAUCGAACAACUGCCGCCGAGACCUCCGUUGAAACUCACGUUACCGAAACCGAUUAUGACUCCCACCGUUGUAUCUCCGGCACAGAAAUCCAUCAAUAGCAACAAACGGCACUUGUCCAAACCGGGGAAACAAAGUCCUACCGUGAUUAGAUUUAAGCUUGGCAACAACGAGGUUGUCAGAAGUACAAACGACAGUAUAAACAUUUACGGUAACAAUAUCACGAUCGAUCAUACUCUGGAAACGAAAAAGGAAUCGCUUCCGUGGAAUCAGACUUCGUCCGUGUAUGAUUUUCACGACGGCAGCAAUGAGAGCGAUUUCGGCCUCGUGAUAGACGAAUCGCAAAAACGUAAACGAACACCAAAGUCGAACACGCAGAAACGAUUCAAGCGCGACUUCGACGGUGAAGUCGACGUACUGAACAACGCCCCAAAGAACGGUAUAGAGGAAUUGCUGAAGGCAUCAGCGUACACGCUAGGCAAUGGCACUCAAAAAAUGGACGUCACGCCGUCGACCACGAUUCCACAGUACAUUCAACCCAUGCUACCCAUGCCGCCUCCUACUGGUUCCGACAGGGCGUCACCGUCCACACGGGAAGCAAUCGCCGGGAUGCUGUCGUUCAGCCAGCAGAGUUACUCGACGUCGAGUAAUAGUCCAGCCAAGUCCUCGAGAUCGAUCAAGAGUCAGCAAAACGACGACAACGACGACGACGACGACGAUGACGAUCAAUCGAUAGAAAAUAUUGACAAAGUACACCAAGACGAUGAUUUCAUUUAUCCAGCAUUGGACGCAUCGGACGACGAAGAUUAUAUUUUCAAGCCCAAAUCGAAGAGUCAGAUCGAUGAAGCGUGGAAUCCGAAAGCCAGAGUGGGACCUCUUUUGCCAAAGACAAAUCGGCCAGCGCGAGAGGGCGUAAAGAAAACGUCGGUGGAAAAGGGUCUGGAAGCAGCCGCUGCGAAGCGAGCAAAGCAAUCGGAUGAAUACCUGGAUAACGACGUGGACAAGAUUACCAAGAAGAAAGUGAGUACUAACAAACGGACGUAUAACAAAAAGAAGCAGAAGAAUCCUGCGGUUACUGCGGUAGGAACUACAUCGUCCACUGCACCGUCUGAAAAUGUUAUAAAAUCGUCCAUUGGAUUCGGGUCGAUAUUGACAUGUCCUAACAGACUGAAAGACGUUAAAGCCAAGCUUGCAGCGCCAGUUCCCGUUGAACGAAAACCGAAGAAGGGAAUGAAAACGGCGAAACAACGUUUGGGAAAAAUUCUGAAACUUCAUAAAAUGAUGCACUAGAGAAAGUUAUUAACACUGGUUUACAAAUUUAUCACUUUUGUCUGUCAUUUUAACGCACAUUAAAAUCUAUAAAUUAUCUUUCUCCGUUAAAAUGACAAAAGUUGUUGACCAGUGUAAAGCCUGCGGCAAGAAGCUUCUUUUGUGCUAAAUUGCAUAUAAAUAAUAGAUUUGAUUAAUUGUGUCUAGAAAUCAACGAGAUGUCAGAUUUAAUUAAUUGCGUCUGGAAACUAACGCGCGCGAGCGCGCGUGAUGUUUGCGUGCGAUUUGAACAUUAUGAAGACUUGACCAAAUGUAAUUUCGAAAUCAAAUAUACAAUCCAGUACAAAAAUAGUGUCAUUUGCCACAGGCUUAAUUACCGGAAAAAAUAGAAACUAAACCAUCUCUCUCAUGUUCAUUCUUUAUUUGUGUAUAAAAUCAUGUAAUAGUUGUACAUAUAUUAUUCUGUAAAUAUAGAACUUUCUCUAUCAAGGUGAUGCGUAUUCACCUUGCAGGAACACAACUCUACUUGUUAAGAUCAGUGGAUCGUUUUUCUAAGAGACACGUAUAUAUUUAUUACAUAUUACUACAUUGCUUAAUUUUGUAGUUAAAUAUUUAAUGACUUUUGAUAUCUCGAUAUUUCAGUAAGACGAUAUUUAUAUUAUAACAGUGGCUUACUGACGCUUUAUGUGAUUACUCAAAUCUAACAAAUUCAGUUGACAACGACUCUUGAGGACGAAGAGGUAAAACAAACUCCAUACAUCAAUGUACGGUUUAUCAUAAUUUAACUUAUAUAUGAGUAUAAUAGUAGAUCGAACAAAUUUAAUGAUAGUUUUAGUGCAAAAGAAGUAGAACUGUAUUUUUAAUGAGUAUACCGAGUAAAUACUCUCCACCGUCCAUUAUCAUGAAAAAUAUAGAGAGAGUCUCACCACGCUGUUAUAUAACAUAUUUUUGCAUUUUUUAGAGUAAAACGCAAUUAACACGA